Molecule: messenger RNA, 297 nt
Organism: Sphenostylis stenocarpa
Lineage: Eukaryota; Viridiplantae; Streptophyta; Magnoliopsida; Fabales; Fabaceae
Source: the annotation of a GenBank genome assembly
AUGACGGGAAGGGGUCCCCCAUCGGCAUCAAUUGCAAAUGGUGACAAAAUAAAAGGGGAGAUGGCACAAGAACGGUCCACAAUGAAGUGGAUUGACGCAUUGAGGAUAUACAUGACGUAUGGUUUAGUACGUAGUAGAAGUGAACCCUUGGUAGAACAUGCAUAUGGAACUUGGGUUGUGGAUUUUUGGGUUAGUGGACCUUACUUAGCCCAGUGCAUAUCAACGGGCUACAUACACGUUUUUAAUAUUUCAAAAAUAUUAAAGUUGUUUGAACAAUACCCAUCAAGGCACGAUUAG